Molecule: messenger RNA, 5639 nt
Organism: Phalacrocorax carbo (great cormorant)
Lineage: Eukaryota; Metazoa; Chordata; Aves; Suliformes; Phalacrocoracidae
Source: RefSeq, a predicted model, not a curated record
GGCAGUGGGCGCUGCAGCCGGCCCGCCCCGCCGGUCUGAGGGCGGCCGCCGCCCCACUGCUUGCUGAGGAGAAGGCGGAAGUGGCGCCCGGGGAGCGGCCGGCGAUACCAUUGACAGAAUGAAGAAGAAAGUAUUGAUUUGAAGCUUUCGAUGAGGGAGAGGAGCAGCCCAAGGGAAGAGUUGCACACUUCUUUGCAAUUAACGUGACAGCUGAAUUUGGACUGUUUCUGUGUAGCAUUUGAUUAGCUACUAUGAGCUUGCUAUAUAGUGAUAACAGUUGUGGAGCCCGAGACUUGGAGAGUGGCUGCUGUGCAGCCAUGGCCAGUGCCUGCAGCGCUGGAGUGAAAGAAGACAGCGUAAGCGUCAGCAGUGGGACUGGAAACCCUCCAAGUUCUUUCACAGAGGAAACACAAGGUUAUGAUGUGGAGUUUGAUCCACCCUUGGAAAGUAAAUACGAAUGUCCAAUCUGUUUGAUGGCUCUUCGGGAAGCAGUGCAGACACCAUGUGGACACCGUUUCUGCAAAGGCUGCAUUGUCAAAUCAAUAAGAGAUGCAGGUCACAAAUGUCCAGUAGACAAUGAAAUUCUGCUUGAAAAUCAACUUUUUCCUGACAACUUUGCUAAACGGGAAAUCCUUUCAUUAAUGGUGAAGUGUCCCAACAAGGGCUGCAGUAUGAAGAUGGAGUUGAGGCAUUUAGAGGACCACCAGUUGCAGUGUGAUUUUUCCACUGUGGAAUGCCCACAGUGCCAAGGAGCCUUCCAGAAGAACCAUCUGAAAGAGCACAUGACACAGGAGUGUCCAAGGCGUCAAGUCUGUUGUCCAUACUGUGCCACAUCUAUGGCCUAUGAAGAUAAAGAGCUUCAUGACCAAACCUGUCCACUCGCCAAUGUCUUUUGUGAAUAUUGCAACACAAUGCUCAUCAGAGAGCAGAUGCCUAACCAUUAUGACAAUGAUUGUCCUACUGCCCCAGUGCCAUGCUUUUACAGUGCCUUUGGGUGUCCUGAAAAGAUGCAAAGGAAUGAACUGGCACGACAUAUGCAGGAGUUCACUCAGGUUCACAUGAGAAUGAUGGCUCAGAGUUUUCAAAAUAUCAGUGUUACUGCUGCAAAUCCUGUACCCUUCAUCAAUGGCCUACCCUUUGACCCUGCCCUCUUCUCACAAGUGUCACAUGCCACAUAUGAUUGCAAUCCAGAAGUUGAAAACUUCAAAGAAACUAUUCAGCAGUUGGAAGGCCGUCUGGUAAGACAAGAUCACCAAAUCCGAGAACUCAUUGCUAAAAUGGAGACUCAGAACACUCACAUGGCAGAACUCAAACGUACUAUCAGAAAUUUAGAGGGAAAGAUUACUGAAAUGGAGGCACAGCAAUGUAAUGGUAUUUAUAUCUGGAAGAUUGAGAACUUCAGCGGACUUCAGAAAGCCCAGGAAGAAGAGAGACCUGUUGUGAUGCACAGUCCUGGCUUCUAUACUGGAAGGCCUGGCUACAAGCUGUGUUUGCGGCUGCAUAUCCAAUUACCAAAUGCUCAGCGCUGUGCUAAUUUUAUAUCUCUGUUUGUCCACACUAUGCAAGGAGAAUAUGACAGCCAUCUGCCUUGGCCUUUCCAAGGCACUAUACGACUUUCUAUUUUGGAUCAGUCAGAAGGCCCUGAAAGGCAGAAUCACGAAGAAGUAAUGGAAGCCAAGCCAGAGUUAUUAGCCUUCCAGAGACCAACAAUUCACCGCAAUCCAAAAGGUUUUGGUUAUGUGACUUUCAUGCACCUGCAAACCUUGAAACAAAGAACCUUUGUAAAGGAUGAUACCCUUCUGGUGCGCUGUGAAGUUCUAACGCGUCUAGAUUUAAACAGUCUCCGCAGAGAAGGAUUUCAAGCUCGCAGUGCUGAUGGAGCUAUGUAGCCUGUAAGUCUUAACCAGAGGAAUGGAGCCACCUGUCAUGUUCUUCCACCACAGAUUACAAGCAUGCUUCGUUUUCCAUAUAGGCUGCAUCUGCAAAAGACCGUAGUUGCCAACAUAGUAGAUCUUCAUCUGAAUAGAACUUUGGUGGUGGUGGUAUACUUUUUCUUCUGUAUGAGGUUAUAUGUUCAAAUAUUUGGUAUUGUUCUCUGUUAAAGUAAUAAGCUACUUCUGUAGCAAGCUAACUAAAUGAAGUGUUGUUAAUCAAAACUUAACUGCCUACAGGAAAAUCCUACUGAAGUACUUGUACAUGUCAGUUUGGUAAAGCUUCAGUCAUAUCAGAAAAGACUGGUAAAUCUUUUCACCUCAGUGCCUUGGAAUAGAUACUCUAGCAGGGUAAUAGGUAAAUUAUUAAAGACUGGGGGGGUGGGGUAUUUGUCUUUCACAGAGCUUGGAAAAGUUGAGACAGUUUCUAUAUUGACUAACCUAGAAUUUUGAAUUGGCUGUGCUUCUCUUGAAAUCUGAAGUCCGGUUAAGACACUGGUCACAUCACCUACACAUGCUUUGAUCCUUCCCUUGUGCGGAGUUAGCAUCAGGAAGUUGCACGUCGAUGUAGAGUUGGUACUAUUAUUUCUAAAAGACAUGUGGUAGUGUUAUGAAGGCUAAAUGAGCUGAGUUCACUGAAGAAGUACUUGGAAUGUGAUCUGAAAGUGCUUCCCUAGUUCUCUUUAUUUUGGUAAAUCUUUUUGUAAGUGUAUGCUCCAGGCCCAGGAUGUCAGUCACCAUCACCAGAGAUGAAAGGGUAGCAUUUGAAUGAGAUACUUCUGUGCUGGUGAGAUGUCCUCCUAGUGCUGGAUGUUUACUGUUGUUGAAACCUGAAUUUGUACCAGAGCUGAACUUGUGACCUGCAUCUGUUCGAGUGAUCUCUUGGUGUUCUGGGUGACAUAUGACCUAUGUCGUCUCCUAUGAAUUCUCAGCAGACAGCUGGCCAUAUCAACAUCCAGCUGUCAUGGGUAUUUCCUGGUCCAUUAGACAAUAGGAGCUGGGCCACCCUCAGUGGUUUGGAGGAGAAGAAAAGCCUAUUAAUUAGACAGCAUGAGGAAAAAUUGCGGUCCUCUUUGCUCUUAGGAAAAAAAACCAAAAUCCGGCUUCCAUAGUUACUAAUUUACCAAACACUAGAUUCACUAUGCCAAGAAUUAAUGAGCUUCCUAAUGUUGCCUAUAUUGUUUUCUGUAGCGAUUGUUUGUAUGCCAUAUAAAUGUUAGUUUUGACCAGUCAAAACUGAGUAGUUCAAGUUCAUUGGUGCUAAAAAUUUUAACUUAUCGUGGUGCUGAUAAAGUUCUGAAUCUUGUCUUUAAAAGGAGGGAAGAAAAAAGUUUUGUUCACCCCGUAACUUAAGUAGACAGUCUGAUAGCGAAGAAAGAGCUACGCCAUACUUAAGCAUAUGUAUAUUAUUUCUCCAAGCUAGUGAAACAACCUAAAGACUUGAGACACUGCAACUUAAAAGAUAUUCAAGAGUGUUCCAACUCUUUGAUCUCAUCAAAGCAAUCCCGUGGGGAUCAUCAGUGGGGAAAGUGCAUAUGCUUAAUAUAUACUAGCUAAUGAAAGUCUACUAUAGUAUACUGAUUUGGAAGGAUAAUCUGCCUGCCUGCAUGAGAUUAAAAGUUCCAGGACCAAACCUACCACUUUGUUCAUCAUAUCCAGAUGAGUAAAAUUUACUUUGCAGAUAGAGCCUGUUAGUUGAAGAGAGAUUGUGUUCAAUGGAGUAUCAUCACUACUGAAACAUGAAGUUCCUGGGUAAUGGUAAAUGCAGCCAGUCAUUGACUUUAGUGUAUUCUGUGACUUUAGAGGACAGGUGAGCCUUAUAUUAGUCAAAAUAGGAAAAGAUCCAUGCUUUAAAACUGCCUUUUUAAAGCUCUUAAGUAGUUUUUAUACUGAAUAGCCUCAUCCUAUUAGCUGAAUUGUUUCAAGUGUCUUCAGUUAGAGCAUUCCUAGUAGUUAAACCAUUCUUAACCAGGAGCUUUUAAUGUACGUGACAGUGCCCAGAUGCACUAUAUACAGAAGGCACUGUACAUUAGCUCUCCAGUCAUUUUCAAGCUAUGUUAGUUAUCCAUGUUUCUCCAAGAUGCUCAAAGACUAGCAUUCUCCUCUCCUUUUUGGGGGGAGGGGGGAAGAGGGGAGCUGGGGGAGGGAGCAGAAGAAACACUUGUAAUUUGAGCUUCUUCCUGCCACAGUUUCUUUCUCAGCCCUAGUGAUAUUAACAGAAAUGUCCUUAGUCUGUGUUCUAAUAGUUUAUACCCAAAACCCACUAAGUGCAUUAAUACUUUCUUUCAUUUUGGAGCUCUGUAUUAUGAACCAAAUUUUUGCUUUGAGCCUUAUCUGCAGGAUCUGAUAUACUUCUGCUUUGGGAGGAAACUGUUUGGUGGCAGGUUCAGGAGUUUAAGUGAUUCAGGUUAAUAUUGUACAAUAGCACAAACCAAUAGGGAAUAGAAAGCUACUUCAUGUACAAUACUGUAUUGGCCACAGUAAUAUGAAUGCUUUAUUCACUGCUGCUAUUCUACUGGUUUUGUAUUUUACUAUUACCAGGUAGAACUCUGAGUGAUGCUGAAUUACUGUAAUGGCAGAGUUUUACACAAGAGACUUUCAGAGCUAAUUUGCUAAGUAUCAGUUAAAUCUUGCUGUCCUGAAAAAGUAUAAAUGUUAAUGAAAUGUUUGUUUAUCUACUCGUCUAUUCAUCUCUUCAUCUACGUUUUCCUCCUCCUUCCCCCACCUUCCAAGCUACUCCUGAUUUCAACUGCAGUUCCAGAGCUUUCUCUUACAUCAUCUUCAGCUAAUAGGAUAACUUACGAGCCUGCAUUGUUACCAUAUCAGCGUAUGGUCUUCAUGACGAUUAUCUUUUAUUCAUACUUUUCCUAAGGUUAGCACAAACAGAUUCAGUUUUUGUGUGAAAACAUAUUUUGACUGAAACACAGCCUCUUUCUGCCUUCCUCCAAAUUUGAUCAUAUCUUUUGAGAAGUUGGUUUACCAUGCUGGAUUGAGGUAUAAUUACUAGAACUACUUAAAUGGAAGCAGAAAGGUAUGCAGCAUUGAGAGUUGUCUCUAAAACAAAUGCAAAGAAAUAGGGGGGCUUAAGCAGUUUCCUGUGUAAUUUCUUCAGAAAUGGGGUUCCUUAGUUCUGUAACUCUUGAUGCUUUGCAGCAUUACUGGAUCUCAAGGUGGUUUAGAAAGUGGCUUAGCUUCUUCUAUCUUCCAAAUUUCUGUCGUCUUGAACAUGUUUUAAGCCAGCCACCCUUAGUAUGUGUAUUUGCAAAGCUGCUAUGGCACAAAUUUUCCUAUUAUAUGAUAUUGCAAAUGUAUUUUCAUUUUGCCUCUGAAUGUCUUCCCCUGCAGGGCAGGGAAAACUAUUUUACUAAAAAUGUCGGUAUGUAAUGUAUAUGUGGGAGCUCAGAGCAUGUGAGAUGUAUAGACUUGUUUCUUAGUGGUCUCGUGAUAUGGCUCGUCAUGUUUGCUAAUGAACUAAAAUCAGGAUGGCCUUUCUGUUCUUAUUUAGAGACACUUUCACAUCAAACUUUGAUGAUGGAUGCAAAGAGUAUUCUAGGGUCAGUGUUAAAGGUUUGUAUUGGUUUGCGUUUGAACAGAAUGAAAGUACUGCUGUUCCCUUGGAAGUAUCGAUAGAUUGUUUAAUAUAUUUUGUAAUUAAUGCACAGCUAUAUUUCUGACAGGAUUUUAAAAAAAUAAACUAAUUAAACUGUG